AUGGAUGAGCUGGGUGGAGGCGGCGGGAAGAAGGGCAAGGCAUGGCCCUGGUGGCUUGGAGCGAGUGCGGCCCAGAUCACCGGCGCGCUGGUUUGGUUCCGGCGAGGCAAGGGCGGCAGCGACAUGACGAUGCCGUUCAGGGCGUUCGCCGUCGCCUCGCUCUUCGUCGGCGCCGGCGCCACGACCGUCACCGCCGGAGUGUCCGCGGCGGGCGUCGGAUCGGUGGAGGAGAUGAAGGGCUUGGGCGCGAGGAUCCGGAAGUGGAGCAGAGUUCCUCCUCGCCGGGUGGAGGGAGGCGAGUAG
Triticum turgidum subsp. durum (durum wheat) is the source of this 303-nucleotide messenger RNA. The record is from the annotation of a GenBank genome assembly. NCBI's taxonomy places the organism in Eukaryota, Viridiplantae, Streptophyta, Magnoliopsida, Poales, Poaceae.